UUUGCAUGUUGACGUCGUUACUACACGGUACAACAUACAGGGCAUACAGCCAUCAACUUUAGAUGAGCUGUUGUGUGUGUGUCGCGACUGUACGGUUUGAAGCGGUCUGGUAGAAUGUAAAAGCAGCAAGCGAGCAAGCUGUUUGGUGGCAGUUGGUGUCAGAGAACGUGUCGAAAAUGUGCUAACCGUUUUGUUAAAAAACUCAAGAGUUGUGGCAUAUGUACAAAAGAUAGUUAGUGAGCGUUGUUUAUAUGUGCGAAGUGAUAACAGUGCAGGUUGAUUACAGGUUGUUACAUUCCUUUCUCUCAUAAACAGGUGCUCCACGUGAUUAAGAGGAGUUCACCGAAACCUCGGCGACGAUGUCGCAUCACAGCGACGACAACAUGCUCAUCGCCACGAGCGACUCCUUCUGGGAGCCGGGCAACUAUAAAAAAACGACAAAAAGAAUCGAAGACGGCUAUCGACUUUGCGGCGACUUGAUCACUCUCGUGAACGAAAGAGCCGAAAUCGAAAAAGCAUACGCGAAAAGUCUUAAGGCGUGGUCGAAAAAGUGGAAUGACCUUAUCGAGAAGGGCCCAGAAUACGGGACCACGGAAGCAGCAUGGAAGGGUGUCCUGGGUGAGGCCGAUCGGCGAUGUGACGUCCACAACAGGGUCAAGGACAACCUUUGCAACGAGGUCAUUCCAAAAAUUAAGCACUGGCAAAAGGAAACGUACCACAAGUCAAUGAUUCACAUCAAAGAGAGAAAAGAUAUGGAAGAUGCAUUUAAGAAAGCACAAAAACCUUGGUCCAAGUUAUUGCAAAAAGUGGACAAAGCGAAAAGUGACUAUCACACCGCCUGCAAGACUGAAAGAUCGGCAGCUAAUCAAGAAAGGAACGCUAAUGGUGAUCCUUCUGUAUCGGCAGAUCAGGUAAAGAAAUUGCAAGAUAGAGUUCAAAAGUUAAAGGAGGAAGUUCAGAAAACCAAAGAGAAAUAUGAAUUAGCUUUACAAGAAAUAAAUAAUUAUAAUCCGAAAUAUAUGGAGGAUAUGACUGUAGUUUUUGACAAGUGCCAAGAUAUGGAAACGGAGAGGUUGAAGUUUAUCAAAUUAACCCUUUUCGAUAUUCACAAACACCUUAAUAUUUCACAAGAUCCAACGUUGCCACAAAUUUACGAGGAACUUUAUCAUACAAUAAACAACGCCGAUUACGAAAAGGAUUUGAAAUGGUGGUCUAAUAAUUAUGGAGUUAAUAUGGCAAUGAACUGGCCUCAAUUUGAAGAUUAUACCGAAGAGUUCAGAGAUAUUUCGAAAGGCAAAUCUAAGGAGUCUGUACCGAGUGGAAUUAUGCUUAUUAAUCAGAGGCCUGUCGGGGAGGAUUUGCAUGACUACAAUUCAACCACAAGCUCCUCAAAACCGUCGUCAGUUAAAACAAAAACUACAGUCGUUCAAAAUAAUACAACGACCACUCAUCAAGAAAAAACUGUCACCACAAAAACCCCUGAAAAAACCGAAAACGAUUCCAACAGGGCUUCAACUAUAACGAAUGGAACGCCUAGCAAAAAUGAACCCAAUCCAUUUGAAGAAGAAGAAUGGGAUGAUAGUGACGCGUUGGUAGACAAUGGAGAACCUGGUAUUCCUGUGAAGGCUUUAUAUGAUUAUGAAGGUGCAGAAAAUGAUGAACUCAGCUUCAAAACUGGUGACAUUUUUGAAAAACUAGAAGAUGAGGAUGAGCAAGGAUGGUGCAAAGGACGUAAAGACGGCAGGGUUGGAUUGUACCCAGCGAACUACGUCGAAGUCGUAUCCCAGUGAUAAGAGCGUCAACUGUUGGUUUUUUUGUUGAAGUUUUUCAAAAGUAUAUAUACGUUUUACGGAGCUGUUGCUCAAUUAUUUAUGUUAAAAAAAAGGAAAAUGCGAGAAGAUAUUUUACAAAGAUGUACAUUAGGUAUUAUAAAGUAUUGUAUUAUUUUUUAUAGAGUAAAGAAAAGAAAAUAUUAACAGUUCAUUUAAAGUGGACGUGGUGUAGAAGUACUUCGAGUCACAUGUCGAGACUGCAAAACGCAGUGUAAAUUAUAUAUAUGUAGUCUUGAUAUAAAUUAAUUGUACAUAAAAGGCAAGCAUAAUCGCAACACUUCCAGGAUUAUCAUGUAUUAAUAGUACAAUUACUACUAUUGUUUAAAUAAGCAAUAAACAAGUAUCUAC
Agrilus planipennis (emerald ash borer) is the source of this 2180-nucleotide messenger RNA. RefSeq names its product protein kinase C and casein kinase substrate in neurons protein 1 (gene Synd). NCBI's taxonomy places the organism in Eukaryota, Metazoa, Arthropoda, Insecta, Coleoptera, Buprestidae. The transcript has 9 exons. Gene Ontology annotation, cellular component: plasma membrane; cytoplasm; endosome. Bases 360 to 1790 code for a protein of 476 amino acids. The record is from RefSeq and is a predicted model, not a curated record. Gene Ontology annotation, biological process: cytoskeleton organization; regulation of endocytosis; plasma membrane tubulation. Gene Ontology annotation, molecular function: protein binding; phospholipid binding.